Messenger RNA from Magallana angulata, 2706 nucleotides. RefSeq names its product RWD domain-containing protein 3-like. Bases 419 to 1333 code for a protein of 304 amino acids. Gene Ontology annotation, molecular function: protein binding. The transcript is spliced from 9 exons. The record is from RefSeq and is a predicted model, not a curated record. Gene Ontology annotation, biological process: positive regulation of hypoxia-inducible factor-1alpha signaling pathway; positive regulation of protein sumoylation. NCBI's taxonomy places the organism in Eukaryota, Metazoa, Mollusca, Bivalvia, Ostreida, Ostreidae.
CCUGAUACCGGGGUCGGACCGCUCUCCCGCCCUUCCUUGAUACUACAUGUACGUGCCAAAAUGCUAGAUAACUUUCCGGAAAUAAAUAAUCCACUUAUGUUGUUUCUAAUUUUCUCGUGCGUAAUUAUUUUCUUGUUAUGAUAGAUGUCGCGUGCCAGAAUCGUCUCACAUCUGUGGGUGUUUCAACAUUCACCUGGCGUUGUGUAACUUGUUGAAUAGAUCUGUGAAAAAUUGUCACAAUUAUGCUUGACGAUCUGAUCCUCAGCAGCUGUCCAGAGCAGCAGUCUCGACUCUACCAUACGAGAACAUGUAGGACUACGGUGUACUGAAAUACGACAUAUCUCUUGUUUAAUUAAUGUUAUACCUCUAAGUUUACACCGCUGGAUUUUGAAACAGGGAAAGUUGCACAACUUUCAUCAUGACGGAAGAUCUGGCCGAGGAACUAAGUGUCAUUCAGGCAAUCUAUUGUCGACAAGGAGAGUGUAGUAUAAAUGACUUGGGGAACUGUCCAGAACUCAUGGUCAGGCUACAGAGGGAUGGGGAAAUAACUCCUUCAGCCACUGUAGUGAUGCAGUUCUCAUCUCUGUAUCCUGAACAACCACCCACAAUAUCCUGUCAGUCACAGAACAGGUCGUGGUCAAGGCAACUAGUUACACGCCUCACUGAGCUAGGCAAACAGCUACAAGGAGGCCCCAUGGUCAGUGAGAUACUGAAUCAGGCUCAGGAGAUAUUGGACCAGUUGAGAUCAGUGGGGGAAAAUCAGGACACAGCCUCAACCACAGGCAUCGAUGGAGGGACAAGUGAAGCCAAGAGGGAGGGCCCAGUGUCAUCUAAUGAAGCCCAGGGGGAGGGGCCUGUGUCAUCUAAUGAAGCCCUGAGGGAGGGCCCAGUGUCAUCCAGUGAAGCCCAGGGGGAGGGGCCUGUGACGGCUCUCUUGAUGCUGGACCACAUGCGCUCUAAGGUCCGCUACACCCACACAAUCCUGAAGUGGGCCACUGGUCUGGCCCUGGCCGGUUGUCUACUGUUUGUAGGAAAGUUCAUCUUCAUUGUCCUUCAAGGUCAUGCGGCAAAUGUCAAGGAAUACAUAAAGUUACAAAGAAGCAGUAAUGUAGAUGUCGACAGUCGUGGGAAGAAAUGCAAGGAGAGAAUGAUGUCUGUUCUCCAUCAGGGAAUCCUCCUGGGAAAAGGAUUCAAGGACUUCAGUGUUAUUGAGUGCUCAAACCAGCAAGAAGUUCAGGAAAUAUUCCGGAGGACAGAGUUAGUGCCCUUGUAUGAGGAUCACAUUGUACCACGUCUCAGACUUUAUAUACCACCCCAAUCACCAAGUGAUUAACCUAGACAAGUUUUGUUAUCCUCCAAUUGAUUUUGGAAUUUGAAUAACCUAGACAAGUCAAGCAGAGUUUUGUUAUCCUCUGAUUGAAUUUGGAAUAUCAAAAAUCAAUUUUGAAUGAAGUCUGUGAUAGUGGUAAAAAAAAAAUUCAGAAAAUUUGGACCAAGAAAUAAAAAUUUGCUUAUGAUGAGAUAACAAUUCUUUUGGUCUAAAUGUUUUGGAAGUUGCAAUGACUGAAAGCGAGGCAUCGUUGGUGAAAGAAAAAGUACAGAAAUGGCAAUCAGCUGGAGGACAAUGACCAGCGAGUGGACGUCUUGAAGCAACAGAGUGUCCUUGACCUAGUUAUCUGUCCUUGACAAUUUUGUGUUCUGUGAAACAGCUGGUACACUGUGGGGAAUGACAUAACUUGGGUAACAAUUGAGACUCCAGGCUUUCUGUCUGUAUGCAGGCAGUUAACCAGGAACUGAACAUUCAAGGAGGACAACUCCAGCAUAUCUAAAAUAUCCUUCAUAAAUGGGGAGUUAAUGGAUUUCCAGCACUUUAAUGUGGACUGUCUUGUAGAUAAAGAAAGAAAUUGAAGUCAGAGAUAGUCUAAAGGUUCUAAGAAAUGGCAAGCCUGCUUCUAUAAUGCCUUUGUGGAUUCCAGUGUGAUAUCAGACGGUGACCCACCCCUUGGUUUGUCAGUUUGAUCCACACCUCAUGUGAUUGGUUGGAUCCCUGCAGUCUGUUCCACUGAUAGAGACCAGAGGCAGAUAAGACAUGCUUCACUCCUGUACUAGUGCUUUACUCCAUGGUACCUACUGAACCAAACUAACAGAUUUCCAUAUGUCACAACUUUGAUGGAUUCUCGUUUGUCACUGGCUCAUCAAGAAAAUGACACAGUUUACUGUGGCUGUUAUUAGGAUGGGGCUGUACACAGCUACGGUUGGUUGGAAAUCUGGAUCGUUGUCGAACUGAGGCCACGGAUGACCGGAGUCAGAGCCCAAGGUCCAGUGUGUGAUGGGAAGGUGUACUAAACUUGUAAUUAAGUGUGUUUAAUUGGGAGAGCCUGGCCGUCCUUGUUAUCAUCUGCUGUGGGCCAAGGUAAUCCACAGCUCUGUUCUUGGUUGACGUCUGGGAGGGAGUUUAACUUUAUCUUCUGACCGGCCCAGUCCUGUGGUUCUGGGUGGGAGGAGUGGAUCGGGGUGAUUCUGUGGGGGCGGACUGUGAGGAGGGAACUGUAAAUAACAGCUCAGUUACCGACAGACUACCCACUAAACUAGUAUCGCUCUCCAGGAGAGGAUAAAAACUUCAGUUGUGUGAGCCGAGUAGGAAUUGUGAGGAGUUAUAUUCUGAGGAUUAGAGUUACAGAUAGGCGGACGGACAGACAGGACGGC